AUGGGGGCCCCGGCCACCGAGCUGCAGCCUGCUAUCCCUGGAGGCCAGGCGCUCAACCUGAAACCCUUGGAAGCCCCCGACCUGGAUGAGGACGAGGGGUUUGGAGACUGUUCCCAGAAGUUGGGGCCGAGGGAGUGGCUCGAAGUGGAUGGCAGGGAGGCUGUUCAGGAGGACAGCGCACAGGAGCCCAAGGAGAAUAGGCCCCAGGGGCAUGAACAAAAGGACAUCGAUGAACUAAGCCAUGCUCAAGUUCCCCUUGAAGGACUAUGCCUGAGAUCUGUGGUAGAAUCCCAGGAGGGGCCAGCUCUGGAGGAGGAAGAGCCCCAAGCCUCUGAAGAGCCAGCCCAGGACUUCCAGGGUCCAGACGAGGCUGGAGAGGGAGAGGACGAGCACCCACAAGGUCACGAGCAUAGGACUCCCAGUCCCUUGGCCUUGGAGGGGGCUCCUGAGCACAGACCAACUCCCCUGAGCCCCACCACCAAGCUCAUCGACUGGACUGAGUCCUUGAACCAUUCCGUAGAGAAAAGUAACAGUGUGAAGAAGUCAGAACCAGCUCUGCCUGUUUCCAAGAUUGAUGAGCGUCUGGAGCAGUAUACCCAGGCCGUUGAGACUGCUGGUCGGACCCCCAAGUUAGCUCGCCAGCCCUCCAUAGAGCUUCCUAGUAUGGCUGUAGCUAAUACCAAGAGUCUGUGGGAGACUGGAGAAGUUCAAGGCCAGUCUGCAGCUAAGGGCGCCUCCUGCAAGGACAUUGUUGCUGGAGACAUGAGUAUGAGGAGCCUGUGGGAGCAGAGAGGUGGUUCCAAGACCUCGUCAACGGUCAAGAGCACCCCCUCUGGGAAGCGGUACAAGUUCGUGGCCACCGGUCAUGGGAAGUACGAGAAGGUGCUUGUGGACGAGGGUGCGGCGCCCUAG
Molecule: messenger RNA, 912 nt
Organism: Elephantulus edwardii (Cape elephant shrew)
Lineage: Eukaryota; Metazoa; Chordata; Mammalia; Macroscelidea; Macroscelididae
Gene: LSP1
Product: lymphocyte-specific protein 1
Exons: 9
Coding region: 1-912 (303 amino acids)
Biological process (GO): signal transduction
Molecular function (GO): actin binding
Source: RefSeq, a predicted model, not a curated record